AUACGAAUAAUUUCUUACUUCCUGCAUAUAAAACUAGUAAGUUCGUCCCAAAAGAUGUGGAAAUCGGCUGCACCUCUUGGAAAAAAAAACUUUGCAAUAGUCUUAAUAAUUGUGGGGACAUACAUAACUUCAUCACAACCGUCCGUCCGGUGCCUCUUGAAAUUAAUCAACGAGGUAAAAAUGGCGAUGAAGAGCACCUAG
Molecule: messenger RNA, 201 nt
Organism: Ilex paraguariensis (yerba mate)
Lineage: Eukaryota; Viridiplantae; Streptophyta; Magnoliopsida; Aquifoliales; Aquifoliaceae
Source: the annotation of a GenBank genome assembly